Verruconis gallopava is the source of this 1379-nucleotide messenger RNA. RefSeq lists its product as uncharacterized. The record is from RefSeq and is a predicted model, not a curated record. The transcript is spliced from 4 exons. Gene Ontology annotation, molecular function: arylformamidase activity. The coding region runs from base 218 to 1177 and encodes 319 amino acids. Lineage: Eukaryota; Fungi; Ascomycota; Dothideomycetes; Venturiales; Sympoventuriaceae.
GGAAGGAAAACUGCGGGCCCAGUGCGCUGAUCGGAUGGAGUCCUCUCUCCUCACGGCACGCGUGUGAGGGGCUCGGCAAAAGGCAUUUAAAGUAGUUUAGCAUGCUAAGUACCAAUCGCGACUUGGUUGUACUCGUCCUGCUAAAACAACAGCCAAACACCAGACACUGGGGAGAAAUCUUGCACCUCAUAACCUAGAUAGUAGACGUCUACUGGACAUGACACCCGAGAUUUCAUUUGAUCAACUCCCGCUGAAGAAGGAGGGGCCGUUUGGAAAUGCGUGGGGACGAUUCGGCGCCACGGACCAGCUGGGCACGCUGAAUCUGCUCACGCCAGACGUUGUCGCCGAUGCGGCGAAGGAGAUCAAGACCGGCGACCGCGUCUCGCUGGACUGGAGACUGAACAUGCCGUCUGCGCCCAUGUUUGGCAGGCAGGCAUUUGUGCACGAGAUCCGGAACAAGGCGCCGAGGACGGUCAACGACGACGUGCUCCACUUCAACACGCAGUGCAGCACGCAGUGGGAUGGUCUCAGGCAUUACGGGUACCAAGAGGCAAAGGUAUUCUACAACGGGGUCACGCAGAAGGACAUUGAGAGCAGCAACUUGCUUGGUAUUGACGUCGUCGCCGAGAACGGAGGCGUGGUCGGCCGCGGCGUCCUCCUCGACUACGUUGCCCACGCCGAGAAGCACGGCCUGCCUAUCACGCCGUUUGAGUCGCGCGACAUCCCCAUCUCCGUCAUCAAGGACAUCGCCAGGGAGCAGGCCGUCUCCUUCCGCCCCGGCGACAUCCUCUUCGUCCGCUCGGGCUUCGUGCGGGCCUACGAGGCACUAUCGGACGCCGAACGCGCCGCGCUCGCGGAGCGCCCUUCGCCAGACUUCGCGGGCGUCCAGGCCGGCCACGACACCCUGCGCUGGCUGUGGGAGAACCAGUUCAGCGCCGUGGCCGGCGACGCAAUCGCCUUUGAGCGCGCGCCCGUGUCGGGUCCUCACGCCGCCCAGGACACGCUGCAUCAGUGGCUGCUCGCCGGCUGGGGGUGCCCCAUAGGCGAAAUGUUCGACCUCGAGAAGCUUGCAGAAAAGUGUCGACAGCUGGGCAGGUGGACCUUCUUCGUCAGCAGCGUGCCGCUGAAGGUGCCUGGCGGCGUGGCGAGCCCACCGAAUGCCGUGGCCAUCUUCUGAUACGAUCCAGUUUCGCCGAGUGCUGCGGCAAGGCAUACCAUCGCACUGUUUCUAAACCCUCCUCUGAUCUAAGAUAUGCAUACAGGUGCUGGCUGGCAGUGGAGAGCCAGGAGCGAAACGUGUGGAGUGCUGUCAUCCUAGGUCCGACUACGUACAUACGUACGAACAGAAAACUGAUAAGCAAAAGCGCUUCUCAAAUACA